GCCUAAGCAGUAAAAUUUAACUAUGGUAUAGUCGAAUGUUGGGCGAAUUUAUACUCCUACUGUACUAGUAUAUUUAUUUAUUUGCUCUUGUCAUCAUCAUCAAGCUCACAAAAAUCACAGUCCAGAACGUCGGACGUAUUAAAGCAACUGUGUGUUUAAUAUUCCCGACAAAUUCCUAAAUGCAAACCCUAGUUUGGAGACCUUGUCUGGUAAACCUACUAGCGAAGCUAUCUCCAUCUUCCCGGCAAAAGGCAAUCACCUUUUCUCUCCGACCCCGAGCUUUCUCUUCUUCAUCUUCUUCCGAUUACACCAGUCAGUCUCGCGGCCGUCUCCCCCGGUUCUACUCCGAAACCCUCCCCGCUUCCAGGGGUGGAAUUGUCCGUGUUCAAGGCGACGAGUUCUGGCAUAUGACAAAAGUCCUCCGAUUAAACAUCAACGACAGGAUAGAGCUCUUUGAUGGCAAAGGGGGUCUUGUUGAAGGACACAUACAGAAUAUUGAUCGCACAGGAGUUGAUUUUGUGGCAGCGGAGAAGGCAAAGUUAGUAUCUCCUCUGGCCCCACAAUGGCAUGUCUUUGCUGCUUUUGGAACUUUAAAGGGAGGUCGAGCUGAUUGGCUUGUAGAGAAAUGCACAGAACUGGGAGCUAGCAGUGUGACGCCUUUGUUGACUGAGCGUUCUCCAUCCAUUUCAGAUAACCGAUUUGACAGAUUAGAACGUGUUAUUCUUGCUGCAUCGAAACAAUGUCAAAGGCUGCAUGAAAUGACUUUGAACUCUCCUGUGAAGAUUGGUGGAGUUUUGCCCCUUGUUCGUCAAUCAAAACUAUCAUUCGUAGCUGUUGCGGAGGCUACUCCUGUUUUUGGUGCUUUGAGUACCUUAAGAAAAGAGUCAACUGGGCUAAUGAUAAUUGGACCUGAAGGAGACUUCACUGAGACAGAGUUGAGAAUGAUUGUCGAGGCUGGUGCGACUGCAGUUGGUCUUGGUCCACAUCGCCUACGUGUUGAAACUGCUACUAUUGCUUUUUUGUCAACUUUAAUGUUAUGGUCGACCUCUCCGGAAAAUUAAAAUAAUCAGCUAGAUUUUCAGGCAAGAGUUCCCCGCGUCCCCCCCCCCUCCCCCCUCCUAGUAUUUUUGUUCUUUCUUUUGAGCUGAGUACCGUUUCCUUCAGCGUUUCAUUUGGUUGCUUUUUAGGUAAACACUUCUCUUUUCAUCUGCAAUCUUGACUGAUCACUGGAGUGUUUGAUUUUGAUUUUACAUUUCUCAUUUACAGUUUGUUCCAGACUUCCAGUAGGUCUAGGAAAUGGUGUAUCGUCUGGAUGAUCUUCAGUAGAGCAACAGAAGCACUAAAUCUCUUUCAAUCUAAAUUUAGAAGCAUUUUUAAACCUAACCACCCCUCUCCCCCCAACUCAAAAAAAAAAAAA
Messenger RNA from Coffea arabica (coffee), 1417 nucleotides. RefSeq lists its product as uncharacterized. The record is from RefSeq and is a predicted model, not a curated record. Gene Ontology annotation, molecular function: rRNA (uridine-N3-)-methyltransferase activity. NCBI's taxonomy places the organism in Eukaryota, Viridiplantae, Streptophyta, Magnoliopsida, Gentianales, Rubiaceae. Gene Ontology annotation, biological process: rRNA base methylation.